GCUGCUGGAUUCCCGGGACCCUUGAUGGACGAAACGACUUCAUAAAGGAAGCUAAGGUUUAUCAUUUACUAUGCGGCAUUUCUUGAUACUAAUUUCGAUGGUGGUGAGUUUGGUUGUGGCUGAUGGUGAUAACAUCGCUCUGCCAGAUUCGAAUUUCACCUUUAGAGAUGUGAACUACGUCAUGCCUUGGCUGAAAGGUCCAAACAUGUGUGCAUAUUACCUCAUCCCUGGACAGAAGGGUAUCCAUGGAAGAUACUACUCUGAGUGUCUGUUCUACCAGCCUAAACUCAUUUUAGGAAAACAAGCGACAAUCGAAUAUGAGUGCUGUUUUGGUUUCAAGGCAGGAGAGGGAAAGAGUGGGUGCCGGAGAGUUGAUCCACUCGAGAACGUUGUGAGGACGACGAAUAACAUGGGUCUGACAUCGUUUCCCAUCCAGCAAGCGGGAUUGACCCGAACCUUGUCUAAAGAUGGCGCUUUCACUGUGUUCGUUCCAACCAAUGAGGCGAUCGAUGAAGCUGAAAGAUUAGAUAGCACCAUUGGUACUCGCCUAGCUGCUAGAGGGAACCCACUUAUCAGAUACCAUAUGCACAAAGGCCGCCUUUACACCAAUGACAUCGUGCGAAACCAGAUGCUGGCGAUGGAGUACGCUGUCCGAGGAAUGAAAGAGAAGGCCAUUUUACAUAAAUACUGCAAUGGCAUCAUUACCAUCAACUGCGCUCGAAUCAUAAUGCCCAAUAGAGAAGCUUCUAAUGGCAUCGUUCACGUCAUAGACAAGGUUAUUGAACCGAUUCCGGAUGAUCAUAAGAACGUGAUGCGGGCACUUCAGUCCGACGACCAGUAUUCAGAAUUCGUGAAGCACCUUGAGCAAGUGCCGGGACUGAGCGCGGAGCUGGCUGAAAAAGGUCCCUACACCAUACUGGCACCUACAGAUCAAGCCUUCAAAGAUCUUGACCCCGAAAUUACGGUGAGGCUGAAGGAUAAAGAAAUAUUAGGAGCAUUUAUCAAAUUUCACAUUAUCCCAAUUACGAUUUGCUCCGCCUCGGUCCUGGAGGAACAGACGGUCGUGAACAUGAAUAAUAAGAGAAUGAAACUCGGCGUUGAUGCGCAUGGGCGGCUGAGUAUCAACGGACAGGCUACGGUGACCACGGCGGACAUCGUCACAUGGAAUGGAGUCAUCCACAUCAUUGAUAGAACUUUGCUGCCUGACUUCAUCCUUGGAGCUAGUGCCUUGGCUGGACGGCUGCAGUUAAACACGUACGUAGAGUACCUAAGGAGGGCAGGUCUUGAGGCUUACGUCAAUGGUGGCGAGAAAAGGACUCUCUUCAUUCCAAGCGAAACAGCAUGGUCAGAGUUAUCUGCAACUGAAAAGCAGCGAAUCGCAUCAGAUCCGGAAUACCUUAAGCUUCUCAUGCAGUAUCACAUAGUCAAGGGCCAAUACAAACUAUCCGAUGUGAACAGUCAGACACAGUUCAAAAGUGAGACAAGCGGAGGGGCGUCCCUUUCUCUGAACAGAUAUCGGGCGUUCGGAAGUCAGACGGGCUUUGCUAUCCAAGGGGCCGAGGUAACGAGCGCUGACUACGGAGGUGGGAAUGUCAUGAUACACAUCAUCAACAAGGUUCUUCUUCCGCCCAAGUCAGCCAUAUUGGAUUUUCUCAAGACGGACGAACGUUUUAGUAUAUUCUACGACAUGAUUGUGACUGCCAAGGUCGACAAUAUCAUUCGUUCCUUGCGUGGCGAGAUGACCUUCAUACUCCCGACCAAUAAAGCCUUCGAACAACUCGACUCCGACUUCGCAAAUGAACUCAAGAACAAUCGCCACCUAGCGAAGGUGAUCCGCUACCAUAUCUGGCCUAUGGUCCUCUACACGUCUUCCUUCUACAAGGGCUGGACAUAUUACGUGCGCACUCACCUCGGAGAGGACGUCGAGAUCCACCGGGAGUUCGGGGAGCUACUCCUCAACCACCGCACCCAUGUCGAGAUAGUCGAUAUCUCUAUGAUCGAUGGGAGUGUAGCCCAUAUUGUCGAUGAAGUACUGAGAUGCAGGUGCCCGUAAUCAACAGUGGCCAGUUACUUCAGAAAUCAUAACAUUCGGUUUCAAUUGACAGUAGAAGCUGAGGUAGGCUUAUUAGCGGCGGCAGAUUAUUAUGUUUAGGGUGGACAAGACGCGUACACUUUAAAG
This is a messenger RNA of Lineus longissimus, 2179 nucleotides long. RefSeq names its product periostin-like. Gene Ontology annotation, cellular component: extracellular matrix. The coding region runs from base 71 to 2053 and encodes 660 amino acids. The record is from RefSeq and is a predicted model, not a curated record. Gene Ontology annotation, biological process: extracellular matrix organization; cell adhesion. Lineage: Eukaryota; Metazoa; Nemertea; Pilidiophora; Heteronemertea; Lineidae. The transcript has 14 exons. Gene Ontology annotation, molecular function: cell adhesion molecule binding.